CCUUCCUCCUCAACAUUGCUGGUUGUGUUCUGCCUCUGCAUUCACGGCUGCAUGGCAUUUGUUUCUCCCUCUACACUCUUCACAAACUUUUAAGAAUGGGCAAAUUCCAGCGCUCCAAGGCUACAGCACGGUCAACAGGCGGAUCAGCGCCAACUUACACAGUAAACGACUUACUCGCUCAGGCCAACCAAGCCGUUGACCGCUUCGAGUUUGAGCUCGCUCACCAAUUUGCUAUGCGGGCUUUGUCUAUGGAACCCAAAAAUGUGAAUGCACUUGAGGCUGCAGGAUCCAUUGAGGUCGAGCUUGAGCUAUUUAAUGAAGCCAAAGAGCAUUUCUUGGAGUGUGUCAGACUGCAACCUGAUACAGGCUAUUCAAAGUUUAUGUAUCUCGGCCAAAUGUCGGAGCAACUUGAGGCGAUUUCAUAUUUUCAACAAGGCGUUAAUCUUAUGAUAGAUGAAAGAGCCAAAAUGCCAGUUGAUAUCACUAAAGGAAGUGAUUAUCUGAAGCUAUCGAGCAAAAUUUCGUCUGCACUUUGCUCGAUGACUGAUAUCUAUUUGACGGACUGUUGCUUUGAGCCCGAUGCAGAAUCACAAUGUGAAGCCUACUUGGCACAGGCAAUGCAGAUCGAGCCUGUAACACCUGAAGUAUAUCAGACUCUAGCUUCAGUAAGAUUGAGUCAACAGCGAGGAGAUGAAGCCAAGGUGGCAUUAGCUCAGGGCUUAGCACUAUGGCUGGGAUCAGAUCCCACUGAUGAAGAUGGACCAACGCCAGAUUAUGAGACUCGUCUUGCCCUUGUCAAGCUGCUUUUGGAAACCGCCAUGUAUGACGAAGCAUUUACGGUGUUAAACGGUUUAAUUGAAGAGAACGACCAGGUCCCGGAUACCCUUUAUCUCUUUGGAUGGGCCAACUAUAUUGCUGCAGAAGAAGUAGAUCCAGAAUCGCCCAAUGCCGACGAGGAGAAGAAGGAACAACUGGAGAAUGCUCGCGAGGCGUUAAAUGCAUGUACAAAGUUGUGGCAUGCAACGGGUUCAACAGAUGAGCCUUUAUUGCAACAUACACAGGAGUUGCUGGAAACCAUCACAAAUCUUAUUGGUCCAGAAAUAGAGCAAGAGGAGCCUGAAGGUGGCGAGAUCGAGUACAAUGAAGAUGAAGAUGAAGAAAUGGCCUAGACUGCCUCAAAUUAGCAUUUAAAAAAACCUUAACAACAAUAACAACAACUAGAUAAGUACAAGUAGCUUUAAAGGCGUAAUGAACUGAUUU
This is a messenger RNA of Lobosporangium transversale, 1260 nucleotides long. RefSeq lists its product as hypothetical. Gene Ontology annotation, molecular function: protein binding. The record is from RefSeq and is a predicted model, not a curated record. The transcript is spliced from 4 exons. Bases 96 to 1169 code for a protein of 357 amino acids. Lineage: Eukaryota; Fungi; Mortierellomycota; Mortierellomycetes; Mortierellales; Mortierellaceae.